UUUAUUUCCUAUUUUUGUGAGGAGACAACCAAGGGGUUCGACACUCAAAAAAGGACUAGAAAAUGAAAAAAUUUGAUGCGCGGGAAUCAGUUCUACAAAUAAAAGAGAAGAAAAAGAUGCUUGAAACGCCCCAAUAUGAUAUAGUCCAAAUGAGAAAAAAAGGGGAAGUGGCGACUAAAAAUUUAUUUUUCGUCACUUUGAGAAGUAAGAGGUAAAAAAGUGAAAAAAAAUUGAAAAAAGUGAAAAAAAUGAAUCUUUUCGGAAAAAAAGUAGAAUUUUCGCAUAUUUGGUUUGUUUCAGUUGAAUGUAGACUACUUUGUCGUGCGGUUCUGAACACCUGUAUCUGCGAUCUAGUGCCAAGAGUGACGAAAAUGGGGGAAAACUGUGUUUUUUCUAUUCUGCAUACAGAAUUUGACAUAAAUGUUACCCCAAAAAUCAAGUGCAUAUUAUUAAAGCUCGGUUAUAGUUCUUUUCGUACUUUGGCUCGAAUAAAUCCCGAUUGUGCUGAAUUAGAACAUUUUGUAAGAACAAUCCUUGCUGAUGUAGAUUACGUUGCUGACUUACCCGAAGCUGAGAAAGUCAGCAUUUUUGGAGAAAUGUUUGCAAAAAUUCCUUCGAAGUUUAGUUUUAUGCCAGGAGAAAAAGCUUUAAUUGCUGAUGUUGUUGACACUGCUCAAAAAAUAACAGCGCGAAGUCAAGAAAACUUUUCCUAUGACAUUUUACCGUCAUCAGGACGCAAAAGAAAGAGAGUGUCUACCUUCAGUUCAUCAGAGUCAGGGAGAAAAAAAAUAACAGUGCUGAUGGCUUGGCUGAUAUGCCUGUGAAUGGAGGAUUACAAGAAGUUAGCCCUACUAAUGUUCUUCCCAUAGAUUCUGUGAUGCGAGUCGUAAGUCGUGCUGCAAAUGUUUCAGAAGGCCAAAGUGAUAUGACAAACGUUACGUUAGAAGGAACACUUGAAGAAACACAAAAUACUACACGCGUGAUAAGACGAAAGGGAAAAUCGUUACAGGAAUACUUAUUCAAUUGGAUUUCAAAAAGCAAACUUCGUGAUACGUGGGAUUUACCGUCUAUUAAAUGGACGAUUGACAAUCAUGAAAGCGAACAGCCUAAAAUUACUUGUUCUACGUGUAAAAUAGCGCCGUUUAACGUAAAUGGUGACAAACAUGUCGGCUGGAAAUUUUCUGCUUAUGUGAAUCACAUCAAUAAUUUCCACAAAAGGAAGCACGGUCAUGAUGCUACAAGUCAUGGGGCAACCCCAGGAACCAGUGGUCAAAGUAAUCAAGCCCAAAUUUCACAAUCACAACCUAAUAGACUUUGCUCCGGAGCAUCUUCAUCAGAAACUGUCGGGUCGGAACCUUCUAACUUGCCUUCUAAUGAGAGCCAGGUUUUCAGUAACGGACAGCAGUAGUGAGUCGUACUCUGUCCAGAAAACGCAAUCAAAAGACUCAAGCUCAAGAAGAACAUUGCUUCAACGCUUGAACAUUCAAGCUAGCGUUCAAAUUAAAAAAAACCUGGUGGAUAUCGUUACGACAAGGAUAUUGGACUAUUACAUUUUGCCAUGUACAGUUAUAUUCAGGGUGGUCGUAAAUUUUAUGAAGUGUUAAGUGCUAAUUUUGAAGGAAUAUUUCCUAGUUGCAGAACUAUUGAGAGAAAAUUAUCCUCGUUUCACAAAUCAGUACCCGAAGGAGAAGUAAAUGUUGCGUUACUUAAAGAAAUUUUGGAUAAACAUAGACUGCCACCAGUCGUUUCCAUUGCGGAAGACGGAACAGCCAUCGUCGGACAGAGAGAAUACGAUAAAAGGACAAACAGAGUCAUUGGAUUUAGUCUUCCGCUGCGAUGCAAUGGAUUUCCCGAUUCGCUAGCUUCUUCUGUCAGGACCGCCGAGGAUAUUGUUAAUUUAUUCGAAAAAUAUGAACGUGCAGCUGUGGUUAUCACUGUUAUGGCGCAAACCAUGGAUGAGCAAAUCCCGGCUAUCCGGAUUGCUUCUUUCUGUUCAAACAACAGAUUUACGGCAGACGAUGUUAAGCACAGGGCUAAUUAUAUUGAAGCCGAACUAAACAAGUUGGGAAUCCGAAUGCUUACAUAUUCCGCAGACGGAGACAGUAGAGAAAUGAAAAUGAUGCGCCAAGUUUUGAAUUUAGGUGCGCUUCCCCCCGUCUCUCACGACAAAAAAAGGCAGAAGCGCACAACAAAUAGCUGACGAAACGGGUUGGCUACUGAAACGACAAUGGGAUUUUUUCGCCGCCGAUGUAAUAAACAGUGCAGUGCCAGUACAAGACACAGUUCACAUAGGCGCAAAAUUUCGAACGCGGUUACUGAAAAGAGACCGAGCUACAUUUCUCACAAUAGGUAAAGGGAUUGCUUCGGUGUCUGACCUUGAACAACUCUUAACAGAAGUUACCAAAGGGCAGCACCACUUAAAAAAUGGUGAUCUAAAUUUGCACGACAAAAUGAAUUACGAUGCUGUAAGAAGACUGUGUGACCCUUGUGUCACUGAUAUUCUGUGCGACAAAGUAGCAGGUUCAGAAGUAACGUGCUUCUAUCUUAAGCUAAUGAGACUAAUAACAGCAAGUUAUUUGGAUAAAAGCUUAUCACCACUAGACAGAAUAUAUGGAAUAUGGUAUUCUUGUCUCGCUUUACGGUAUUGGCGACAUUGGCUUCAAGAAAACGGAUACAAACUAGAUAUUAAUUUCAUCACCCUCAACGCGUACAUGUGUGUUGAGAUAAAUGCCCACUCCUUAGUCCUCAUAUCAAGGAGACUAAGAGAGAAUGGAACUCCUCAUCUGUUUCGGCCGUGGCAUUUUGGGAGUCAGAGCUGCGAAUCUUUUUUUCGACUUGUCCGGUCGUUGACUUCAACAGAAUCGACCCAAGUAAAUUUAAGUGGAAAAGGUUUUUUCAGUCGUAGCGAGAGAGCGGAUGCCGCAAACCAACUUCUGGGAGAAGGAGAAAACGAUGGAGUUUAUUUCCCGAGGUUUACUCAUGCUUUUGAAGACCAGAGCCAAGACGAUGGCAAAAAUAUUUCUUUCAAUCUUCCUUCUCAUUUACCCUCCGAUGAGGAAAUCGAACGUAUAAUUCGCAAGGCCAUGGUAGAUGUUGACCAUCAGUUUCAAUUAUUAGGUGUGAAAAUGAGAGGAAAAAAGAAAUUUAUGUUCAAUCAAGAACUAGUUCAACGAAUCAAUGUGUCUCGAAAAGAUAAGGAACACCCUGCAGCAUUGAUUGAUAGCAACUUGCUGUUGGAGUUGGAUGACUCCGGUGCAGAAGAAACAGCGGUCGAGGAAAACGUCCAGCCAUGUCCUGACGCGGGUGAUGAAUAUGACAUAGAUGUACUGAAGUCUCUUGGAAUGGCCCAGCUAAGAGAUUUUUCUCAUUUGGUUUCUCGCCAGCUUGAGUCUAGCGCUUUUGCUAGUAUCAUUUGUAAUAAUGGAUCGCAAAUUGUCGUUAAAAAAAGCGCGGUCGUGUGGUUUUGUGAAAAUUCAGUUCGGCGAUUAAGCAAUGAUCGCACUUUACGAGUCAUGCAGUUGGCAAAUUUUUCCGAAAGAAGAAAAUUAAAAAUAACUUCUGUUUCAACUCGAAAAGUUGUACAAAUUGGAGACUGGUGUCUUUUUCGGAAUUUGGAAGGGAAUGGUUUUUUUUGGGGCGAGUUCUCUCUUUUGCAUACUUUAACAGCACUAAAAAAUCUAUUUCCAUGUUUGAAUGGAUAGUUGAUCAAAAAGACCAUGAGGUUGGGGUACUCUGCAUAUGGUAUAAACUAGAUAUAAAUCAAUCUAUAUUUUCGGGAAAAUUAAUCGAAGUACAUGUCCAUCAUGGUUUUCACCCUUGUGUUUCGUAUAUUUGUAGUUGUCCUUCUCCAACAUUUACGUUUGAUGCCCAAGGUUCAAAACAAUUGUUUUUUACCAAUGCAACAGUUAACCAACUAUCAAAUUUUCUCAAGGACAUGACAUUAUCAAGGGACUAAAUAAACUAUUCCGACUCACUACA
This is a messenger RNA of Daphnia magna, 3978 nucleotides long. RefSeq lists its product as uncharacterized. The transcript has 6 exons. Lineage: Eukaryota; Metazoa; Arthropoda; Branchiopoda; Diplostraca; Daphniidae. Bases 2451 to 3701 code for a protein of 416 amino acids. The record is from RefSeq and is a predicted model, not a curated record.